Messenger RNA from Arabis nemorensis, 723 nucleotides. NCBI's taxonomy places the organism in Eukaryota, Viridiplantae, Streptophyta, Magnoliopsida, Brassicales, Brassicaceae. The record is from the annotation of a GenBank genome assembly.
AUGUCAAUGUCAUCCGAUGAUGAAUCACAGAUCGUGGAAGAACCUACUCCCACCAAGAACAAGAGGCCUGCUCCUACUGGCAAAGGGGGUAAAACCAAGAAAGCAAAAUCCUCAGUAACUGUUAAAUCUGAGUUGGUUAAAGGGGCAAUCACCCAACGUCUUUGGACUCGAACUCAGGGUAAAGUAGCUCAUGUCACCACCGUAGAGGGCAGUGGUGAGUCAGAUUCAUGGAUUCCUCUAGCCGGAACCUCCAAGGAAUUGAGACAGAAACAUCCAAAACCUGAAAUGUCUCGUCUCUCUGAGGACACAGAGACUCCGAUUCCUCCGUUUCUCCUUCGCUAUGAAGCCAAUCGGAAGAGUGUUCUGGGUCGCGACAGAAAGUACCCUGAGUAUAAGAAAUGCUCUGUGAUUCCACACAGCAAACAGUUCGCUACUCCAGCGGCUGAGGAGUGUUACAAAACUUCUGCUGCUCCUGGACUUCUCCAACUUGAUAGUAAGUUCCCCUCCAUGUUUGGAAUUCCCACUGAAUCGCGUCUUCUAGAGAUUGUUCAUGACUUCAAUCUACUGAUGAAAAUGGCUAAGUCUAUUCAGUCGCGUAUAACAGUGGUGCGUACAACUGAGGAAGAGCGUGCUCUGGUGAAACAUAAUGGUGUGAGGAAACAGGAUGGGACUGGCACAUCAAAGACAAAACCUGAUGCUCCUGAUUCCUCUCAAUCGUUCUGA